AUGAAGCAAGAGCCUGGGGAUUCAAGUGAUAAGUCCGCUCCGUCUGGGUCAAUCACUCCACAGCCGAAGCCUCCGCAACAGGCUAAUGUAUCAAACCAGCAGCCACAAAAGCCCCAGCAAUUUUCUGCUGCAGACUUGAAUAGAAUUGUGCUGGAGUAUUUGAACAAAAAGGGUUACCACAAGACUGAAUCCAUGUUACGAAUGGAGUCGUCGCACAUUCCUGCACCUCCAACGAAUAUCCCCACUCCUCAAACCACAAACAUCAGCAGGCCUACUGCUCCUGGAAGAGCACCUGAAUAUAGUGAUGAUCCUGCUACGAUCAAGCGGGGAUACUCUAUACUAAAAUCCUGGUGUGAAUCAUCCUUGGAUUUCUACAGACCAGAGUUAGAAAAGUUUUUGUAUCCAGUAUUUGUGCAUUGCUAUCUUGAUUUGAUUGCAAGGGGAUAUCCCAGCCAUGCCAGAGAAUUUUAUGACAAAUUUUCGAAGGAUCAUUCAGUUUUACACGAGUACGAAAUAUCUAAAUUGGGAGGUAUUUCUUUGAAAGAGCACCUGCAAGAGAAUGAUGUGGCCAAAAUUUUCAGAAGUCAUAAGUUCAAAGUACUGAUUGGACGAACUACUUUCAACUUGUUAUUGUAUUUCCUCAACGAGAAUGAUGCUGUUGGAGGAGGGGUAGUUCUUCGACUCAUAAAUCAGUACAUUGAGCCUGUGAUCACAACUGAGGCUAUAGCUGUCGAAAGAGAAGGGGAACUUAAUCUCUCUGAAGGUAUUGUGGAGCUACACACUUUGAAUAACACCUCUAUUGGAGGAGAACAGAGAGAAAUCAGUAGUGUAGAUGCCUUCAACAAAAAACCUGUCAAGUUGGGAAAACUCCAAGUUGAUCCAGAGUAUUCUAAAGAACUAGAAGCAGAGCUCAAGCUUAAGGAUGAGCAUGAACAGGCGGCUCAAAAAAAGGUUAGUACCACGCUGCUUGAAGAAUACAGAGAAAACUUCAAAGUUGAUCCAAGUGAUGAAAAUAAUCCUUCCAAAGACACUUUACCACUGCCAUUAAAAUCAGCACAAGAUUUACGUAAUGAUAUUGCCAUGAUUCAGGAUUCUAGGGCUAAGAUUAAACUGAGCGCAGCGCAAGCUUCUCUCCCAAGUGUGUGUAUGUACACAUUUCACAACACAAACAAUGACUUGACAUGUCUCAAGUUCAAUGACGAUUCUACUAUGGUCGCCAGUGGAUUUCAAGAUUCAUUCAUUAAACUAUGGAGUAUUGAUGGAUCGCCGUUGAGAUCGUUGUUGAAAAAUGAUCCAUACAACCAACAAAAUAAUGACGGAGUAGCUGUAAAGGGAUCUAGGAGACUUGUAGGCCAUUCGGGUGCUGUCUAUGGUGUUGACUUCAGUCCAGAUAACAGGUAUUUGAUUUCUUGUUCAGAAGACAAGACUGUUAGGUUAUGGUCGUUGGAUACUUACACCUGCCUCGUUUCUUAUAAGGGGCAUAGUUCGUCAGUGUGGGACGUCAAAUUCUCUCCAAUGGGACACUAUUUUGCUACUGCCUCUCACGAUCAAACUGCACGUUUAUGGAGUUGCGAUCACAUAUAUCCUUUAAGAAUUUUUGCAGGACAUUUAAAUGACGUUGAUUGUGUUGAAUUUCAUCCAAACUCGACCUAUCUAUUCACGGGAUCAAGUGAUAAGACUGCAAGAAUGUGGGAUAUAGCGCGCGGAGAAUGUGUAAGAGUGUUCAUGGGACACAGUGGGGCCAUCAAUUGUCUGGCAGUGUCACCCGAUGGAAGAUGGCUAGCAUCGGCAGGUGAAGAUAGUGUAGUCUGCUUGUGGGACAUUUCAACUGGACGAAGGAUCAAGGCCAUGCGAGGUCAUGGACGCAGUUCCAUUUAUUCCCUGGCUUUCUCCCGAGAAGGAACUGUGCUUGUCAGUACCGGUGCCGACAACAGUGUAAGAGUAUGGGAUGUGAAAAAGAACACCAACUCUCCUUCAGCCCAGCCAGAGCCUAUAAAUGAUGUAACGGCUCAAGGAAUUCAGAAAAAGACAGAAGAUCUACGCCGUCGUAAGGAGAUAGUCGCCACCAAUGACCAUAUGUCUGUCUAUUUCACUAAAAAAACUCCAGUAUAUACAGUUCACUUCACCAGAAGAAACCUGUGUCUGGCUGGUGGUGUGUUUGGAGGUUAA
Messenger RNA from Komagataella phaffii GS115, 2169 nucleotides. Its product is annotated as Subunit (90 kDa) of TFIID and SAGA complexes. Gene Ontology annotation, molecular function: protein binding; RNA polymerase II general transcription initiation factor activity. Bases 1 to 2169 code for a protein of 722 amino acids. Gene Ontology annotation, biological process: transcription initiation at RNA polymerase II promoter. The transcript has a single exon. Lineage: Eukaryota; Fungi; Ascomycota; Pichiomycetes; Pichiales; Pichiaceae. Gene Ontology annotation, cellular component: transcription factor TFIID complex. The record is from RefSeq and is a predicted model, not a curated record.